Bombyx mandarina (wild silkworm) is the source of this 1902-nucleotide messenger RNA. RefSeq names its product methionyl aminopeptidase und (gene und). Lineage: Eukaryota; Metazoa; Arthropoda; Insecta; Lepidoptera; Bombycidae. The record is from RefSeq and is a predicted model, not a curated record. Gene Ontology annotation, molecular function: metalloaminopeptidase activity. Gene Ontology annotation, cellular component: cytoplasm. Gene Ontology annotation, biological process: proteolysis.
AAAGGUUGAGUAGGCAAAGGCCGUAAACAAUUAUGUAAAGAAAAAACUUUUAAAAGGUAGCAUUUCUCAGAAUUGUUUACAUUUCGUUCCCAAUUAAUUAUUAUCUUAAUAAUUCAGCACUAGAAUGGCUGCAGUUGUAACAGAAAAUGAUGUUACCGAAAAUGUAGUGGAAAAUGGAGAAGAUGACGAUGUAGAGGUUAUCGAUGAAGGUGACACAAAAGAUCCCGCAAAGAAGAAGAAAAAGAAAAAAAAGAAGAAGAAGGCAGAAGGUGAAACUGCUAAAGAAAGUCCGACAGAAGUGACUGCAACAACAGAAAAAUUAGAGGCAUUAUCUCUUGGAGAGAAUGCUGGUGAAGGUGAUGAGAAAAAGAAAAAGAAGAAGAAUAAGAGUAAAUCUGGAAAAGGAUCUUCUAAGGAGCAGACCGUCCCACCUACUAUACCAGUAGCGGAACUAUUUCCUGAUGGAAACUUUCCUGAGGGUCAAAUUAUGGACCAUGGUCCUGCUGAGGGUAUUGAUGAGAGAACUGCAAAAAAUCGUUUUACAAGUGAGGAGAAAAGAGCUCUUGAUAGAUUACAUAAAGAUAUUUAUCAGGAGAUCAGACAUGCUGCUGAAGCCCACAGGCAGACAAGAAAACACAUCCGCAAUUGGAUCAAGCCUGGCAUGACAAUGAUAGAUAUUUGUGAAGAGUUAGAGAAGACUGCGAGACGUCUUAUUGGGGAAGAUGGGCUCAAAGCAGGUCUGGCUUUCCCCACAGGAUGCAGCCGCAACCACUGUGCGGCACAUUAUACUCCUAACACAGGUGAUACAACAGUUCUCGAAUAUGAUGAUGUAGUGAAGAUCGACUUUGGUACUCACAUAAAUGGUCGUAUUAUUGACUGCGCCUUCACAUUACACUUUAACCCACGCUAUGAUCCUCUUGUGAAGGGCGUUCAAGAAGCUACAGAAGCUGGAAUUAAGGCGUCAGGGGUCGAUGUAAGGCUUUGCGAUGUAGGUGCUGCUGUACAAGAGGUAAUGGAGUCACAUGAAGUCGAACUCGACGGGCAGAUGUACCAGGUGAAACCAAUCCGUAAUCUUAAUGGACAUUCAAUUGAACCUUAUAAAAUCCACGCCGGUAAGACAGUCCCGAUAGUGAAAGGUGGCGAGACAACGCGCAUGGAGGAGAACGAAAUCUACGCUAUAGAAACUUUCGGAUCCACUGGACGUGGUCAAGUUCACGACGACAUGGACUGCUCUCACUACAUGAAAAACUUCGAUCAGCAAUUUGUUCCGUUGAGAUUGCAAUCGUCGAAACAGCUUCUGAACGUGAUCAACAAGAACUUUGGUACUCUCGCGUUUUGCAAGCGCUGGCUGGAACGCGCCGGGGCCUCUCGUUACGCGAUGGCGCUGAAGGACCUCUGCGACAAGGGGGUGGUGGAUGCCUACCCGCCCCUAUGCGACAUCAAGGGGUGCUACACAGCACAGUUCGAACACACCAUCCUGCUCAGACCCACCUGCAAGGAAGUCGUGUCCCGUGGCGAUGACUACUAACCUCCGAUCCGAAUAACCUUUUGAACGCCACCUCAUACUCAUCAACACGUGUAAAUCCUAACUCGGGACAGCUCUAACUGUAGUGAUCAAAAGGUUAAAAGAUCUACAAAUGUUUGAACUGUUUUAAUACUGGAAAUGUAGUUGUAAUGCUUUUAUAACAUGUUUUGGAGUCGUAACUGAAUACUAAUAAAUGUACUUACGGGGUGUAAGGGAGACGCUCUGCAAGCAAGAACUUUGAGUCACAAAGAAUAAUGUUCAUAUGCUAAGUAUGCAAUAAGCCAGCGGUCGGGGAACUUUUUUAAUUAUUACCCCAAAAUAUUUUUGUGUAGGUAAGUUGAUAUGGCGAAGAACAAAAAAAAACGAAAUCGCUUCUU